This is a messenger RNA of Salvelinus fontinalis (brook trout), 6169 nucleotides long. RefSeq names its product leucine-rich repeat and fibronectin type-III domain-containing protein 5-like. NCBI's taxonomy places the organism in Eukaryota, Metazoa, Chordata, Actinopteri, Salmoniformes, Salmonidae. Gene Ontology annotation, molecular function: protein binding. Bases 2746 to 5067 code for a protein of 773 amino acids. The record is from RefSeq and is a predicted model, not a curated record. The transcript has 6 exons.
GCUAGCGCCACGCUGAUCCUAGACAGGCUAGAACUGGGACCUUUCUCUUGCAUUUCAAAGAUGGUGGUAGAAAGAAAAAAAGUUUUUUCUUUGUAUUUUCUUCUACCAGAUCUUGUGUUAUAGUGUUUCCUUUCAAAUGGUACUAAGAAUAUGCAUAUCCUUGCUUCAGGGUCUGAGUUACAGGCAUUUAGAUUUGGUAUGUCAUUUUAGGUGACAAUUGAAAAAAAGGGGCUAUCCCUAAGAAGUUUUAAAGGCAAAAUUAGGUAGACAGGCUCCGACAUGGAUUUCCUGCUGCUCCCCAUGUCUCGGCGAUGGGGUUGUCCCUUUGUCCUUACAAAACGAAUUUAGCAGAGAUUACUGUCGUAACCAUUCUCUUCAUGUUUGGCUGAGUUUUCACAGGUGAAAAAAGCCCCAUCUCUACAGGGUGAAUCAAUAUCACGUCUCCAGUGCCAUUUGAGUCGGAAAGUAGCAGGUCCGCCCCGCCUCAUUGCACAUCCAGAGGCCGUGCCAUGCACAGCAGAAGGCUGGUUGGCACACACACACACACACACAUAAACACACACUCACACACGCAUACUAGCUCACUAUAUCUCUAUCACAUACACAAACGCACACACAUGCAAACCCUUAUAUACACACGACCACUUUGGGUCAAGAUCAUUUGCGAUGCUUAAGGAGUUAUAACUUGUCCAUUUCACAAUUACACCACAGUCCUUUAGUCAUUGACUUUACUUCAGACAUCUCUGCUAGGGCUACUACUACCCUUUCACCAGCACCAGCCACCAGAGCAGUCAACACAGGACAGGGAGUCAACACAUUUCUAUAACUGUUGUACUCAGUAGUGGUAAAAAUAUCUAUAAAACAGGGUCAUAAACUUGUUCUCUAAGGGAAUUUGAUGUAUCGUAGUCAUAGCAGCGGUGUUCAUUGGAAUGUCAGGUCAGGGAGACAGUGUGUGCUCUGCUCUCUCUAAAAUGAUAUUGCUGUGAUUGAUGACAAAAUUUGCCCACGAAGGACCACCACACCACCUUCCUGUUCAAGUGAGCACAGCACAACCAGGUGAGUCCAAAAAUGUAUUGUAUGCUGCUGCAUAAAUGAUGUAAUAUGCCAGGGAGAUAUGUAUACUGUAGCUAAGAAAGUAAUACUAAGUGUAUGUUGUGUAGUAAGCUGUUAGUAGCCCAUGUGCCUCAUCCUAAUAAUCUGGUCUAUUUUCACCUCUUAAUUUCGCCUACUGUUCUGACUUGGUGGUGCACAUCUAGCCUAUGACCUGUUUUAGAGAAAUGUAAUCAUUGAAUAUUGUAAGAGGUUUCCUUGUCUGCAUAUAUUCCCCCUUUAUUUAUCCUACAGUUCUGACUUGGUGUACAGGGAGAACACUGUAAGAAUGGGCCAUGUUCUGAAUUCUGUCGCCCUACAUUUCAAAAGUGCUGAACAAAUAGUUACAUUGACUACGUCCGUCCUAGCUCGCUCAUUAAUGUCUUAAUCAAAAUUACGGAUUGUCUCUUAUCCGCUUGUCGUCCCCUUAUGCCAUAGUUUGUACAUCUCAAUUGUCAGAAGACAUCACAUUUGUUUAAGCAAGUCAGCCAUUUCAGUUAUGUUUUUUUAAGAGGCAGUAAAUGAGGCUGAAUGAACUGUUUCGCUGCCAGACAAGGCUCCGCUGAUAGUCAGAUGUAGCAGUGGUAAGGUGUUGGAACUGCUGUUGGGACUCUGCUGUUGGGAUAGGUUUAUGUAGGCCCUAGUGCAAUUAAUGUAUUGUUUAGUGUUGUGUUGUGUAGUGGCUUUGCUGGCAUGCAUUCCAGAUUUAUUUUUAUUUUUUAGAUUUACAUGCUAAAAUCACCACUGGCUACGAGACUCAAAAUUGAGCUCAGGUCCAUCCUGUUCCCAUUGAUCAUUCUGAAAAUGUUUCUACAGCUUGAUUGGAGUCCACCUGUGGUAAAUUCAAUUGAUUUGACAUGAUUUGGAAAGGAGCACACCUGUCUAUAUAAGGUCCCACAGUUGACAGUGCAUGUCAAAACACAAACCAAGCCAUGAGGUUGAGGGAAUUGUCAAUAGAGCUCCGAGACAGGAUUGUGUCGAGGCACAGGUCCGGAGAAGGGUACCAAACAAUUUCUGCAGCAUUGAAGGUCCCAAAGAACACAGUGGCCUCCAUCAUUUUUAAAUGGAAGAAGUUUGGAACCACCAAGUGUCACAGUUUCUGUGUUAUUUGACUGUUGUUUCCUUAGGUUAUCCCUGGAGGGCACCCUUACCCUGUUUUCUAGUUUCCAGGUUACCCUGAUUAUAAUUUAUUGGAUUCACCUGUGUUUAAUUACUUUCUCUGUUCACCUGGUUGCCUUGUUAUUUAGGUUCCUUAGUUGGCCUGUAUCUUUGCUUAGGUCUAAUGUUUUAUUUGUGUGCGCUUGUGCGGUUGCCUUGGUUCUGUUAAGGUUCUGGAUUUACCCUUAUCUCUGCUUGCUGUGUUUCUCUGCGCCUGGGUUCUAGUUUGUACUAGCAUUAUUCCUACAGUAGACCUACGCCUACAAUGGACCCAGCAGAGAUUUCUCAGUCGUCCGAGGAACAUUCAGAACUCCACCAUUUACGGUCGGCUCUCACCCACCAUGGAACUGUGAUUGGUCGCCAUGAGGCGCAGCUGCAGACAUUGCCGGAUGAUUUAAGACAUUGUCGGAUGACUGGCAGGCCAGUCUAGAUGAGUGGGCCCACUCCAGGACCGCGAAGCAGACCGCAACAGGUGUGUUAGCCUAACUGCAAAGCCUGAUGGAGACCCUGUUAGUUUAUCUGAUGGUACUUGGCAUGACUGUAAAAGCCCACAAGGUCCAGGUGUGCCCAAAACGCUGUGUCUGCCAGAUGCUUAACCCCAACCUAGCAACCCUCUGCGACAAGAAGGGCCUCCUCUUCGUCCCGCCCGACAUCGACCGUCACACCGUGGAGAUGCGUCUGGGUGACAACUUCGUUACGAGCAUCAAACGACGGGACUUCGCCAACAUGACCAAACUGCAAGACAUGACGUUGUCUCGGAACACCAUCAGCUCCAUUUCACCUCACGCCUUUAAAGAUCUGGAGAACCUCAGAGCCUUGCAUCUGGACAGCAACCGUCUGACGAUGCUCACCAACGACUCCUUCAGUGGGAUGUCCAAGCUCCAACAUCUCAUUCUCAACAACAAUCAGCUGAUUCACAUCCACAUCGGGGCCUUCAAUGAUCUCACAGCUCUAGAGGAGUUAGAUCUGUCCUACAACAACUUAGAAAGCGCCCCCUGGGUGGCCAUCCAGAGAAUGACCAGCCUCCACACCCUGGGCUUGGACCACAACAUGCUUAGCUACAUUCCUGAGGGAACCUUCUCUGGCCUGCAGAAGCUCAAACGCCUUGACGUCACAUCCAACAAGCUCCAGAAGCUUCCGCCAGACCCAGUGUUCCAACGGGCCGGCGUCUUGGCCACAUCAGGGAGCAUGGGGCCGACGUCAUUUGCGUUGAGUUUUGGGGGGAACCCACUGAGGUGUAACUGUGAGCUGCUGUGGCUGAGGAGGCUGAGGAGGGAGGAUGAUCUGGAGACAUGUGCGGCUCCGCAGCACCUGGCUGGGCGAUACUUCUGGACCGUGUCUGAAGAAGAGUUCCUCUGUGAGCCCCCUCUUAUCACCAGACACUCCCAGGAGCUGCGAGCAUUGGAGGGUCAGAGUGUAUCUCUGCGCUGUAAGGCCAGGGGCGACCCAGACCCCAUCAUCCACUGGAUCGCCCCAGAUGGCCGGCUCAUGUCCAACUCCUCCCGGGCUGCGGUGCACAGUGAUGGGACCCUGGACAUCCUUAUCAGCACUGUGAAGGACUCAGGCUCCUUCAUCUGUGUUGCCUCCAACCCGGCCGGGGAGUCCCAACAAACUGUUGACCUGGUGAUCGCCAAACUCCCACACAUCACCAACAGUACUGUGGAGAAGGAACAGGACCCAGGUUCUUCUGAUAUCACCACGGUAACGAGGAUGGGUGGUGGUGGGGAAGGCGGAGGAGUGGCGCCACUGGGAAACACAAAGACGAACCAGGAGAAGAAGGUGGUGAUCGCUGAGGCCACGUCUACCUCGGCCCUGGUCAGGUUCAGCUUCCAGAGGAGUAUACCGGGCAUCCGAAUGUUCCAGAUCCAAUACAACGGAACCUACGAUGACUCUCUGGUUUACAGAAUGAUCCCUCCGAGCAGUAAGAGUAUCCUGGUGAACAACCUGGCUGCCGGUACACAGUACGACCUGUGUGUGCUGGCCAUCUACGACGACCUGGUGACCUCCCUGACCGCCACGCGGGUGGUGGGGUGCAUCCGCUUCACCACCGAUCCCCAGUACCUCCGCUGCCACUUCAUGCAGUCCCAGUUCCUGGGAGGGACCAUCGUGGUCAUCAUCGGAGGGAUCAUCGUGGCGUCCGUCUUAGCCUUCAUCAUCUUCCUCAUAGUGAGGUACCGAGUCUGUAACCAAGGCGAUGAGGAUAAGGCUUUGGAAAUGGGUGAGAUCCGGUCUCUGAGCAGUGAUGGUCAGCUCCAGGGCUGUGGCGUCCCCAAGUCCAUGUCCAAGUCUCUGUCCAAGCAGAUUCUCUGUCUGGAGAAACCAGAGAAGGUGGAUAAGGAGUAUCUGAGGGGAGGCUUUCCUCCCCCUGAGCUGUUCAAGCAGCAGCGACCCCCAGUCCUGACCACCACCACAUCCACCAAGCCCUCCAUUCCUGACUGCCAGACAGAUGUGGAGUUAGAGAACACAAACCGGAAUAACUCAGCGGAAGCUAAAAUGGUUGUUUCCGCCGUUUCCACAAAAUGGACGAAGGUCGCUAGAGGGCCAAGGUCACCUGGGGGGUCCUCCCGCCACUACAUGACAGUGCCAGCAGGGGGCGUGAGGGUGAACCGGCGGCACUCUCUGAACAUAGACUCGUACAAGGAGUGCUGCUACUUCAGCCUGGUACAGCAGCAGCAGCCAAAGCCUGGUGGGGGUUUGCGCUCCAAACGCAGUCUGUCCAUGAGUGGAGAACUGCCCCAGUUGGAAAGUGCAAUGGCAAACAUACGCAGAAGCAGAGACAAGCUGUAUGGAUCCGAGUGGCUUCUCGAAAGCACUCUAUGAUCAGGAUUUUACAGGGUUAUAGGGUUUCUGUUUUCUUGGAUUGGAUUUGUGGCCUGUGGUGGAGCAGACAGUGACUUUAUACCUUGUUCAGACUGUUACUGUGGUCUUUUAUCUGCAAGACCCACAGAUUCCUCUUGUAUUUCUGAAGACAAGGAGGCCGAACAGGGUUUUAAAGGGCAAAUGUUUAACAUUUGAUUUUCGACCUUAAAGCAAAUGUCAUCUCAAAGUCAUCUUUAUAUUGACUUUGGAUAAAACUGAAGAAAGGCACCAAAAAAUGUAUAAUGCAACUUCAUGUACAAAAUUGUUAAGUUGUGUAACAUAUUAUGCGAUACACCCGUAAGUGUUCACAUGGUAUUGAAUGCAGUUGGUCUAGCAUUAUUUAGAGAGAGAGGGAUGGACGAUCAUACUUGUUAUAACAUUGCCUGUUACUUAAAGUCAUUACAAUCACUGUGUAGACAAUGAAUGGACAUAUUUCUUGUCAUCAAUUUUCCAAACGGUUGAAGACAUGUCUUAAUUAACUCGGUGGCAUUUGGAGGGAUUGUGAAUAUGCAGAACGCCCCAGACAGAAGUGUAGAACAGAAUGUACCCAGGCUGUGUGACAUAGCACCCUAUUCCCUAUAGUGCACUCUGGUCAAAAGUAGUGCACUAUAUAGGUAAUAUGGUGCCAUUUAGUCUGGUGACAGAGCUGAAUAUUUUCAUCAAGCCGCACUAGAUACACAGCACAAUGCAGCAUUCAUGUUACCCGUCGGCAUCGAUUGAGCUUAAUACUGCCCUCUUGUUUGAAUCAAUACAUUUUAUCACAUAAUUACACAAAGACUUAUGUUCAUAGGAUUAUUGUCACAGCUGAUAUGAUAGUUCAAACAAAGACAGGAUGACAAGAGCGAUAAAGGAUGUGUGGUCCAUUUUCAUGUUUUUUACUAUUAUUAAAACAUCGUUUGUCAUGUCAGGCUAAGAAUCGUUGUAAAUUGACUUGUCGGUGAAGAGAAAACGAAAGCCACAAAACGGUAUAUGAGAAGUCGGCUCUUGAUUUAACUGUUGUUUCUGUUUGAUGUUUACCAGUAUAAAUAAACCAAUGAGAAAAAGGAAUCUAAUGUAGUUUUAA